Messenger RNA from Eruca vesicaria subsp. sativa (arugula), 2023 nucleotides. Lineage: Eukaryota; Viridiplantae; Streptophyta; Magnoliopsida; Brassicales; Brassicaceae. The record is from the annotation of a GenBank genome assembly.
CACAAUCACAAAACUCACUUCUUCUCCACUCUCUCUUUUGAGAUUCUUCUUCCUCUGUCUGUCGGCACGAAUUUCAUUGGGUCGAAUCUGGGUUUUAGUGUAAUAAAAUCGAUUUAAGAAAGAAUCUGGAGAGGAACGGUGGAGGAUUUCGUAGGGCUUAAAGAUGAGGAGGAGCAGGAGGGUAGCUAAAAGGAGAUUGUUGAGUUGGAUAUGGCUUCUCCUUGCUGCUUUCUCUGUUGCUGGAUUGGUUCUCUUUAUGGUUCAGCAUCGUCAUCAACAACAAGAUCCAUCUCUGCUUACACUUGAAAGAGACACAAGAACCGAUAACGUAUCUCCUCCCAAUUUAAACUUCACGGAAGAGGUAACAAGUGCUUCCUCCUUCGCUAGACAGCUAGCAGAGCAAAUGACGCUUGCCAAGGCCUAUGUCUUUAUAGCCAAAGAGCACAACAAUCUUCAUUUAGCUUGGGAGUUGAGUUCUAAGAUCAGAAGCUGUCAGCUUCUUCUCUCCAAAGCAGCUAUGAGAGGCCAACCCAUUUCAUUAGAUGAGGCAAAACCGAUUGUUAGUGGCUUAUCAGCUCUUAUCUACAAGGCACAAGACGUACAUUACGACAUAGCCACCACGAUGAUGACGAUGAAGUCUCACAUCCAAGCCCUUGAAGAGCGUGCAAACGCAGCUAAUGUUCAAACCACUAUAUUUGGGCAAUCGGUUGCUGAAGCAAUACCAAAGAGCCUCCACUGUUUGGCGAUCAAGCUCACGUCAGACUGGUUAACUGAGCCAUCACGCCAUGAAGUGGCAGAUGAGAACAGGAACUCACCUAGGCUUGUUGACAAUAGCCUCUACCACUUCUGUCUCUUCACGGAUAAUGUGAUAGCUGCUUCAGUUGUUGUUAACUCAACUGUCUCCAACGCUGAUCACCCGAAACAGCUUGUUUUCCACAUAGUGACGAAUCAAGUGAGUUACAAAGCUAUGCAGGCUUGGUUCCUAGGUAAUGACUUCAAGGGCUCAGCGAUAGAGAUCCAAAGCGUGGAAGAGUUUUCUUGGUUGAAUGCUACGUACUCUCCUGUUGUUAAGCAGCUGCUUGAUACAGAUUCGGGAGCUUACUAUUUUGGUGACCAAGAAACAAACUCUGAGCCGCCAAAAGUGAGGAACCCUAAGUACUUAUCAUUAUUAAACCAUCUCAGAUUCUACAUUCCUGAGAUCUAUCCACAGCUAGAAAAGAUUGUUUUCCUAGACGAUGACGUUGUUGUUCAGAAAGAUUUGACUCCACUCUUCUCCUUAGACCUUCACGGAAACGUCAAUGGCGCCGUGGAGACAUGUCUUGAAGCCUUUCACCGUUAUUACAAGUAUCUAAACUUCUCAGACCCACUCAUCAGCUCAAAGUUUGAUCCACAAGCGUGUGGCUGGGCCUUUGGUAUGAACGUUUUCGAUUUGAUAGCGUGGAGGAAAGCGAAUGUGACUGGUAGGUAUCAUUACUGGCAAGAGGAGAACAGAGAUAGAACUCUUUGGAAGCUAGGGACUCUCCCUCCAGGUCUGUUGGCUUUCUAUGGUCUCACUGAGCCGCUAGACAGGAGAUGGCAUGUCUUAGGGUUAGGUUAUGAUGUGAACAUUGAUAACCGUUUGAUAGAAACCGCGGCUGUGAUUCAUUAUAAUGGCAACAUGAAGCCUUGGCUGAAGAUUGGUAUUGGUAGGUAUAAACCUUUUUGGUUAAAGUUUUUGAACUCUAGCCAUCGUUAUUUACAAGAUUGUGUCACAGCUUAGAAGCAAAAGACUUUUGAGAGAGUUGAGACUGAUUCUUAUACACUUUGAAGAUUCUUUUUGUCGUUUUUUUUUUUGGGAAUGUUUUGUAGAUUUCAGAAAGUUUGUCAGGUUUCAGAUAUUCUCUGAAGACUGUUGUUCUCUUUUUAUGGUCUGAAGAGCAAGUUAUAAUCACACAUUAGAGGGUCCAUGAUGUACUUAUGGUUUAAUAGAUUACAGGGAUACUUAUUUUUUGUGAGUUUUUGUUUUAUUUAUUUUUAUCUCCAA